Molecule: messenger RNA, 1818 nt
Organism: Cryptococcus wingfieldii CBS 7118
Lineage: Eukaryota; Fungi; Basidiomycota; Tremellomycetes; Tremellales; Cryptococcaceae
Exons: 6
Coding region: 1-1818 (605 amino acids)
Source: RefSeq, a predicted model, not a curated record
AUGAACAUCACACUUGACGACACUUCCCCUCAGUUCAGGUACUUUUCCUCUGGGAAUACCUGGAUCGCUAAUCAUACCACCGACCCGUCCACCGACCUGUACUUCAAGAAAACCUUUAUGGGUACCCACACCGAAGCCGACUAUGUAUCCCUCACUUUCAACGGUACCGCCAUCACUAUCUACGGCGCUAAACGACCAAACCAUGGCGUGUACUCGACUCAACUUGACGGGGGAAGCGAAUCCUUCCAGAGCGGUUAUUCGUCGACUUCGCAGUUUCAAGUCCCAAUUUUCCAAGCCAUGUCGCUUUCAGAAGACCUGGAGCAUACGAUUCUUUUGAAGAAUCUGCCAUCGCAGACGACUGUGAGCGGGACAAACAAUACGGAGUGGUGGAUGGAUGUGGACUAUGCUGUGAUCACUACGUCUGCUACUGGCAAGGUCUGGACGACCACCUACGACGAUCAGUCUCCAGCACUGAACUAUAUCGGCUCGGGAUGGGACCCGUAUGCGGCGCCCCUCCAGCCAGCCGACUACUUUAACCGCACUGCGCACGUCACCCAGACUGUUGGCGACUCGGUAUCGCUGAGCUUCAACGGUUCAAGUGUGCAAGUUUUUGGAGGACUGUACUUUGACCAUGGAAAUUUUUCUGUCUCACUUGAUGGCGGUAAGACUUCGAAUUACAACGGCACGUUCUUCGAGCUCCAGCCUGGCACAACUCUGUACCAGGCGACUGGUCUCGAGGAGGGGGUCCACAACAUUCAGAUCACCAAUCUCGGCCAAGGCCGCAAGGGCAAAUUUCUCGACAUUGACUAUUUCGUGGUCAACUCCACCGUCGACCACUCUUCCUCUGAUAAUAGCACCGACGGCAAUAGCACCUCUACCUCCACCGCUGUGCCUCUAUCUGGCAAGUCAUCCUCGAAUGCCGGAGCUAUCGCUGGAGGUGUUGUUGGUGGCAUCCUCGGCCUAGCACUGGUAGUCGUCUUGGCUUGGUUCUUGUUCCGGCGUAACAGGACCAAGCUGGGCGGUGAAGAGUCGCCGUAUCUCAAACCCGGCAAGCUGGACUUCCCGAUGGACUUGAACGGUACGGAGGUCAAGCCAUACAUUAGCAACCAACAAGAACACCAUAUCCUCCCCAUCGGUGCUCUACCUGUCCACAAUGAUCCUCCCACCAGCUCAUACAACGGCCACGUCCGAGAAUUGUCUUCCAAUACUACUACUGGCCAUUCUGUUCAUCAGCUAUCGCCUACAGGGCGCGAUACCAAUGCACGCGGGUCAUUCUUGAAUGUCGUCCCCGGUCCACCUCCCAGUAACGCCACGAGCUACGCGCGGAGUAUCAACCCGCCUAGCAGUAUCGGGUCUCCGCCCCCCAUACCUGAAGGCUAUACAAACCCUUUCAACACGCCUAGGGAGCAAGGAAUGGCAAGGAGCGAGGGUGCACAAACGUUUGGCGUAGGUGGCGGGACGAGUGAUGAUGGGCAUUCGCGUGGCUCUGGAAAGUCUGCUGGGGUUCCACUGCCUUAUACUGCUCGACUUCCAUCAUCCCGGUCGCCGACGUCGGUCAACACUGCUACCGCAUCGAUCCCUCCUGUACCCGCUUCACACCAAGCAUCGUCCCCCGGCGCAGACAUAUCAAACCCUCACGGGGAAGGCGAUGGUCUGCGAAGCCAGGGAUCGAUUGGCAGAAUGUACGUGCCAGGGAGGGCGCAGGAUGUCGGGCCAUUUGGUGCUGGAGCGGAAGUCGAGCCGGAGGUGGCAGCUGUUUUGCCGCCUGAUUACAACCAGGCCACGGAGCCUCUACCGGGCCAGAGGGCUAGGAAGUAG